GUGCGUGUAGCUCUCCGUACCGCGACUUGUCGUUUACGAUCCAUUUUUGGGAGAGGAUCUCAGGCCGACCGACGCUUCAGACGAACCAUCCCGAGCAGAGGCCCUCAUGUACGGCUUGUCCCGUCAACUCGUCCCUUGCACUCCGUCGAUGAUUUAAGGGGUGUAAACUGAUCUCGCGAGAGCUGCGUCGCUGGCUGUGACUGGUCGAGUCUUUGCGGUUUAGACUGAGGGAGAAGGCAGGCAGGCAGCAUCAUGGCGGACAGAGACAGUGGAAGUGAGCAGGGAGGAGCAGCCACGGGCCCAGGCUUCGGUUCCAUGCACUCGGCGACGGGAGGGGCGGGCUCGGCUUCAGUCCUCCAGCACGAGACUCAAGAGCUGGCGUCAAAGCGGGUUGACAUCCAAAACAAACGCUUCUAUUUGGACGUAAAGCAGAACGCCAAAGGCCGCUUCUUGAAGAUAGCCGAAGUCGGGGCCGGUGGCAACAAGAGCCGCCUCACUCUUUCCAUGUCCGUGGCAGUCGAGUUCCGCGACUACUUGGGGGACUUCAUCGAGCACUACGCCCAGCUGGGUCCCAGCAACCCGGGUAUGGUGCAUGACGAGCCGCGGCGAGCGCUCAAAAGCGAGUUCUUGGUGCGGGAGAAUCGGAAGUAUUACAUGGAUCUAAAGGAGAACCAGAGGGGACGCUUCCUGAGGGUCCGGCAGACCGUCAGCCGGGGACCCGGCUUGGUGUCCACGCAGGGCCAGACCAUCGCUUUGCCGGCCCAAGGACUUAUCGAGUUCCGCGACGCUUUGGCCAAACUUAUUGACGAUUACGGCGUGGAUGAGGAGCCCACGGAGCUCCCUGAAGGCUCGUCAGUGACUGUGGACAGCAAGCGCUUCUUCUUCGACGUGGGCUCCAACAAGUACGGCGUAUUCAUGCGGGUAAGCGAGGUCAAGCCGACGUAUCGCAACUCGAUCACGGUGCCCUACAAAGUGUGGUCCAAAUUCGGGAAUACGUUCUGUAAAUACGCCGACGAGAUGAAGAAGAUCCAGGAGAAGCAGCGGGAGAAGCGAGCGUGCGAGAUGGAGGAGGAAGAAGAGGAGGAGGAGGAAGAUGAGGAGGUGCAGGCGGACGAUGGGGACGAGGAUUGAGACACAGGCACGAAAAUAACCAGAAAUCUAACCAUAAACUCUACUGUAUAAAGAAAGAAAUCUAACUGUAAAGGUUUAACUCCAAGGGAGCAUCACCCACAAUGUAAGAAACCACCACAAGCUGACAGUUCUGACAUGUUGUCACUCAUCGCUGGAUGUUAGCCCACUUAUCCACCAUUAAUACAGUAACUGGCUGCUAUAAAAAAAGAAAAAAAAGUAAUAACAUGUUUGAACAUUGUUUCCUACUUGACAAACAAUAUGGAGUCUUUAUUUCAAAUAUUAACAGAGUAAAAGAACUUUUGUACCACUUAAAAGCUAAAAAAAAAAAAAAAAAAAGUUUGCAAUGUUGAGAUCUGAGAGUAAGCAUUUCCUUUACACGUAAGCUAAUAACUUCAGCACAAAUGACAUUUUAUUUUUUUCAAAACCAAAAUUUAGAAGGUUUAUAAAAUAAAAGAAAAUAUAGUCACAUGUAUUUGCCAUCCUGUGACUAGAAAUGUGUUUACACACAAAUCAUAUGAGGGCUAGGCCUGCUUUGGAAACUGGUUAGAUGUCGUGCAGUUUUUCCAAAUGGAACAAGUGCUCUCUCUAUGACGUGCAAUAUGCAUUGCAUCAAAAUCGAAUCAAUAUUGGUCAGUGGUUCUUGACGUGUUUGACUGAGGCAUUCAAAGACAAAUCUUGUAUCAGUUGAAAUUGUUGCCAUGCAAAUGGAUAUAUUAGACUAUCGUUGUGUGUCGUCGGUAAUGCAAUGUGUUGGGUUCAAAGGUACUAAAUGCAUAAUCGUUAAAUAACAUGUAGCAAAUGCAGAUAAAUGAACAAUUGGCAAGAACAUGCGGUUAAAAAAAAAAAGUCUUUAAACAGUGCCGAUUAAGGCGCGCUGUCGCAUGUUUGUCUGCACUUAAUUGUUUAGGUCUCCCAAAAAGAUUGUCUUAAGGGCCCUUCCAUACUUUGCUUGUAUUGCACGAAAGCUCUACUCCUGAGGGUCCAGUUCUGUGACCACACGCCCUUCCUGAUGGGCUUCAGCUCUGGUUCUGUGAAGCCCAUUGAGAAGUGCUAAUAUGCCUCCUUUACACUGCCUGGAGAAUCUGGCAUUUUUCUGUUUUUGUUCCUUGCCAUAAAUAAAACGGUGGGUAAAGUCUAGUGAACUAAUUUCCACCUUUGGCAGUAGUAUUAAAAGUCGAUUCGUAAAGGGGAAGUUCAGAAUUUUUGACAUUUGGCUUAAUCUUCAAGUUAGCUGGGUUUUAAUUAGUCAAUUGAGUUGAUUUUAACAAAUUCUAUGCAGUUAUUAGUUUCAGGGCUCUGGAAUUGCUAAGCUAGCAUGAGUCAAUGGUGCCUGCUUAGCAUGCCAAUAAAAAAACAAUAUUACCAGAUGCAACAUAGUCAAAUAAAUUCAAAUUGCAAAUCAUUGUUCGAAAUACUCAUGUGGCCAAAACAAUGUCACACCAAACUGCCGUAAUUCAUUUAAUUUUAAAGCAGAACUAUUUUUCUUAAGAUGCGUAAUACGACCACAAUAGAGUUCUGUCUGCGGUGAAAAAAGUCAAUGUGAUAUCACUCAGAUGUUGCUGUUCAAACUACAAUUCUAGUAACUAUCCUGAAAACCGAGCCAACAUUAUUGAUUGCAUGGGUCAUCGGUGAUUCUCAUGCGUGCAUAUGUUGUUUUAUAUUGGUAUGCUAAGCAGGCACCAUUGACUCGCGCUAGCUUAGCCACUCUGGAGCCCUGAAACUAACAAAUAACUGACAAACUGCACAGAAUUUGUUUAAAUAUCAACUCCACCGACUAAACAGUCGCUAACUCGAGGAUUAAGCCUCAUGUCAAAAAUGGGUGUGAAACGUGACUUCCAGAUUCACUUUGAAAGCAGUUGUUUGUGUCCAAGUAUGUUUUUUUUUCUAUUUUGUCUUGGGUAUCAUUCCAAAAACAUACCAGGCCGUAAGCAUAACAUUCCCUUGGCUCUGGCUCACUUUUUCUUGGACUCUUGUUGGAAAAUUACUAUCUGGCAAUUAGUUGUACAGUGCCUGGUUGCAAUUUAAAAGCCAGUUUGUCAAGGGUUUCAAGCUGAAGUCAGUGCAAGUAAAGCUUUGGCUAUGAAGUGAUUGGUAGUGCUGGAUGUUUGUAAAAUUCUCGCGAGGUAGUAAUUUUGAAACUGUUUCUAUGUCCAUUGAUGAGCCAUGGUCACAAUAUGCUUAAAAAAUGCAGAAGCUGUUAAACGGGAAGUUCAGAAUUUUUGACAUAAGGCUUAAUCUUCAAGUUAGCGGGCGUUUAAUUAGUCAUGGAAGUUGAUUUGUUGUUGAUAUGUUAGUUUUUGGGCUCCGGACUGGCUAAGCUAGCACGAGACAAUGGUGCCUGCUUAGCAUACAAAUAAAAAAAAACAAUAUAUGGACGCAUGAGAAUCCCUGAUGAACCAUGCAAUCGAUAGUGUUAGUUAUGUUUUCAGGAUAUAGUUAUUAAAACGUCGCAUUGCAUAUCAAUAAUUGUUGUAUGAACAGCAACAUUUGUAUUCCAGCAGCUCUGCAGGGAACAGUCUGUCUAGUCAAGUAGGGCGGAGUGAUAUCAGUUUUUUUUUUUUUCCAUUUUUAACCGCUGAUUUUAUUUUAUUAUUUUUUUGUGGGAAUGAAAAGCACUCCCCAGCAGACUAAGCACAAGUGGCCGGAGCCUCUAUUGUGGUCACAUUACACAUCUAAAAAAAAAACAGUCCUGCAGAAUUAAAUGAAUUAUGGCAGUUUGGUAUGACAUUAUUUUGGCCGCAUGGGUAUUUGGAACAAUGCAUUUUGAAUUUACUUGACUAUGUUAGAUCAGUUAAUAUUGUUUUUUAUUACAGUUAAUAUUGUUUUUUAUUAGCAUGCUAAGAGGGCACCAGUGACUCGUGCUAGCUUAGCCACUCCAGAGCCCUGAAACGAACAAAUAACUGACAAAAACUCCACGGAAUUUGUUGAAACAUUCAUUUAACCCGCGCUAACUUGAAGAUUAAGCCUAAUGUCUAAAUUUCUGAACUUACCCUUUAAAAGCUAAUGUCUGUCUUGUCGGAAUGAUACCUGAAAUGAUAGAAAACUGACUUUAGCGGCACAAGUAGUGUCACGCAAAAUCAGAUAUCUUGCUGCCAUGUGAACGCACAACAUUGCGGCAUAUUUACAAAGGCGGAUAAAUGUCAGAUCUGUUCCGGCCAUUUCGCGGGAUUUCUGUGUAAAUGAGGCUAAUGUUUUACUUUAGACGGUUGUUGGCCCAGUAUCCUCCUGGGGGGUUUGAUGAUAUAUUUGGACUGCCACACGGAAAACGACUGGCUGUUGUCCAGUUCUGUCGCAUCUCAUAGAUGUGUGAUAGCAGUUUUAUAAACUUUUUGCCAGUCACAUUAAGAGAAACUGGCAACAAUCAGAUCAAUUUACCUCAGCAUUGAGUUCAGCGUUUGCUUCCGUGAUGUUUAGGUUUGACUGGAAACCAGCAAACUAGACUGUCCUUCGCCAUCUAUACAUGGUAAAAGCUUACUGGGAGCAUACUCUUCAGCAUAUAAAACAACCUGGUGCCUUACACACUCCGCAUGCUUACACGCUGGCCUGGUGCUUUGGAUCGCAAGUUUGGCUUCUUUUCAACGACCCGUUUUCAGUUUUCUCGGCCCAGACUUACGGUGCUUAAAAAAAAAAGGCUUAGUCCUUCUUCCCAAAACUUUCAUUGUCACUUAACAUUAUUUCCCAGCCAUCCAGGUAUCGGCCUACAUGUAAACAUGGAAGGGAAGGGUGGUUCACCUUGAUGGAAGAUGAAACAGGAGUUAGCACCAAGCACGUUAUAUAUCAGGAAGAGCAGUGGGCUGAGAACAUUAGAAAUAGUUGACAAGCCUCCAUCUCCACCCGUAUCCUUUCACCCACUUCUUGAUAUGCUCUGGCUUUUAGGUAGUCAUAUAUGUUGUCAGUCGCUCAAUUAAUGGGGAGUAGCGCGCAUGUUUUUUUUUUACCUUCUCAGCAUUAUUUUACUUUAUUUGUAUCUUUUGGAAUGUUUUCGCCCACAAAAAAUAUAUCUAUUUUUUAUGUGCAACAUUUCAUGACUGUGCAAUAUUGUAUGUGCCAAUUGUGGCAAUAUAUGUAUAUCAAUUAAAAUAUAUAUGAUUACUAUUUGAAAAGAUGUGGCUGAAUUCCAUGUUUAUUUCUAGUGAAGGAGUUGUAAGCUGUUAUUUGCACUCAAAAAUAUAUAUAUACUGGAGGGGAUUGGAGGUCAGUUGAAGGACAUAACCACCACUGGGUCAAAGCAGUUCACAAUAACUUGAGAUAACGCCGCUGCCGGAAGGGCAACAAGCGUUUGAAGAACAUCAAACACUUUGGGGGGGGGGGACAAAAAUAUAUAUUGUAAACUGAAAUUUCCAUUUUAGCUUUAAGCUAAGAAAAGGUGCUUGAAUCCAGUCUUCAUUUCCAGUUUGGUGAACUGUCUUCAGUGGUUGUUGUGUGUAGUAGCACUUUGCUUUCCCACGCAGGUUGUAAAAACCCCUGACCAGUACUUUAUCUCGAAUGUCAUUAUCUCGUCUAUUUCAUCUUUGUUUUGAUACAUGAAAUAUAGCGUAUGUAUAUUUGACAUUUAAUUUUGCCCGAUAGAGAAUCUAUAUUCAAAAGAUGUGUUUUCAUGUUUCUUGUUGGAAGAAAAAUACCAAAUUGUCAACUAUUCACUGAUGGGGAAAGUAUAUUUGAUUUUGAUGUAGUAUUUGUCCAUUGUCUGACAUUUGCAUCAAUACUAAUGACUAAAGCUUAAUUUUACAGCCUCAAAAUGCGAAAUUGGUGGCAGAAGACCUGACAAUUUACAUGUGUUGUCUUAUAGAGAUUUCUACUACUGUAUGUCAUAACAGGCUGUAAAAUAAAGCAGUGCUCUCUUAUCCUCUC
Molecule: messenger RNA, 5982 nt
Organism: Corythoichthys intestinalis (scribbled pipefish)
Lineage: Eukaryota; Metazoa; Chordata; Actinopteri; Syngnathiformes; Syngnathidae
Gene: puraa
Product: purine-rich element binding protein Aa
Exons: 2
Coding region: 253-1131 (292 amino acids)
Biological process (GO): regulation of transcription by RNA polymerase II
Cellular component (GO): nucleus
Molecular function (GO): purine-rich negative regulatory element binding; DNA-binding transcription factor activity, RNA polymerase II-specific; RNA polymerase II transcription regulatory region sequence-specific DNA binding
Source: RefSeq, a predicted model, not a curated record